Messenger RNA from Chaetomium strumarium, 735 nucleotides. RefSeq lists its product as uncharacterized. Lineage: Eukaryota; Fungi; Ascomycota; Sordariomycetes; Sordariales; Chaetomiaceae. The record is from RefSeq and is a predicted model, not a curated record. Gene Ontology annotation, molecular function: proton-transporting ATP synthase activity, rotational mechanism. The coding region runs from base 1 to 735 and encodes 244 amino acids. The transcript has 4 exons. Gene Ontology annotation, biological process: proton motive force-driven ATP synthesis.
AUGGCGUCCCGCUUGGCGAGAAGUGCUGUCGGGGCUGCACGCCUGCGACCGAGCAUCGCUCCCCGCGCCCUUCCGGCCGUCUCAACGCUCGUCACGGCGCGCCACAACUCGAACCUUCCCUCGCAGCAGGACCCCAAGAGCAAGGCGCAGUCACUGCUCGAUGCGCUUCCCGGCAGCAACCUGCUCUCCAAGACGGCCAUCCUCUCGUCGGCCGCUGGCCUGUCCAUCUUUGCGAUCAGCAACGAGUACUACGUGAUGAACGAGGAAACGGUCGUGGCCUUCUGCCUGCUCAGCGUCUGGGCUGGUCUCAUCAAGUACGGCGGUCCAAUGUACAAGGAGUGGGCCGAGAAGCAGAACGAGAAGAUCAAGAACAUCCUCAACGCUGCGCGGGCCAACCACGAGCAGUCCGUCAAGAACCGCAUCGAGGAUGUCAAGCAGAUGUCGAGCGUCAUUGACGUGACCAAGUCGCUGUUCGAGGUGUCCAAGGAGACUGCACGGCUCGAGGCCCAGGCGUACGAGCUCGAGCAGCGGACGGCGCUGGCUGCCGAGGCCAAGAACGUGCUGGAGUCGUGGGUGCGGUACGAGAGCCAGGUCAAGCAGAGGCAGCAGAAGGAGCUCGCCGAGAACAUCAUUGCCAAGGUGCGCAAGGAAUUGGAGAACCCCAAGGUGCUGCAGCAGAUUCUGCAGCAGAGUGUUGCGGAUGUUGAGAGGAUCGUCUCUUCCAAGGCUCAAUAG